AUGCACACUGUGCCCCAGGAGUGUGAUCAUCCGCGAUGUGUUUUUACCUAUAUGAGUAAAAAAGGGUUUUCUAAACUCCCAUUUUUAAGACAAAGUUUUCUAGAGAUCCUUCAGAGACCUCUUUGCAAACCUCUAGAAUUCUCCGAAGACGGGUCAUAAAACUCUGAAUCGGUUUUUGACUGAGUUUGAGUCAAAAUUAACGGUUUUAUUUAAAAAUCACUUGCCCGUUGUAGUGGGGUUUUCGUGAAAAUUUCAAUAAAACUGACUUUUCUGGCGGAUGAAGUAAUUAUUUCAAAAAUGGCUUUAUACUUUCAUUCUAUAUGCUACAGUGGUUUGAAUCCGGCAAAAAUAAUUGAUUUAUCUUUUAGCGGGAAAAACUAGAAAGGUCUGCAAAAUGCCAGGGUAGGGGUAACGACCGU
Messenger RNA from Didymodactylos carnosus, 419 nucleotides. NCBI's taxonomy places the organism in Eukaryota, Metazoa, Rotifera, Eurotatoria, Philodinida, Philodinidae. The record is from the annotation of a GenBank genome assembly.